Molecule: messenger RNA, 120 nt
Organism: Entrophospora candida
Lineage: Eukaryota; Fungi; Glomeromycota; Glomeromycetes; Entrophosporales; Entrophosporaceae
Source: the annotation of a GenBank genome assembly
CCCAAUCAGAACUUAGCCAAAUCAUUGCUGAGAAAAAGAAAGAACAAUUGCAACAAACUAACUCAACUAAUUCUUUGCCUCAUUUAUUAAUAGGAGGAAUAAUAGUGUUGAUGAUAGGAA